Molecule: messenger RNA, 3363 nt
Organism: Amyelois transitella
Lineage: Eukaryota; Metazoa; Arthropoda; Insecta; Lepidoptera; Pyralidae
Exons: 16
Coding region: 1-2091 (696 amino acids)
Biological process (GO): lipid metabolic process; sodium ion transport
Cellular component (GO): membrane
Molecular function (GO): sodium channel activity; phosphoric diester hydrolase activity
Source: RefSeq, a predicted model, not a curated record
AUGGGAACCAAAGUGACUAAGCGUAAAAGGGACAGAAAGAGCAAACCAACCGCAAUGUUCAGUUGUCUCGCUCGCACGAAGUCCACAAUGGAAUCCGCGAAGCUCUCCAUGACGCCCGCUUACAAUUUAUACUCGGGUUUUUGUCAGGAGACGACUUUACACGGUCUUCGGCAUACCGUGGAGCAUUCAGUCCACUGGUUUGAGAGGCUCCUCUGGUUCCUCUUAACCCUGAGCGCCUUCGGCGGAGCAGUCUACUGCGCCCUGAGUCAGCUAUCCCGGUACAACUCGGAGCCUGUGGUGGUCUCCCUGCAGCGGGACUACCGCAGCUUCUGGACUAUGUUCCCGGCCGUCACGGCCUGCUUGCUGGACAGAUUGGAGCCGGUGAAGGCAAGGGAGGCCAUUGAAUUGAAUUGGAACAUAACGGAAGAAUCAGAUCCUGAACGUUACGAAUAUUACUACGGUUUCCUGGAAUUGGUGACGGAUGUCUCCUUCAGGACGAACCUGCAGAACUUCUGGAAGUAUCAGAACGACGAGACGCUGAGGGAUGUUGACCUGCUGCAGUUGGUUAUAGCUGUACACCCGACCAUGCUGUUGAAGGUUAUGAUUUCUGAUGUCACCAAAGAGGUUUAUUGGGCGCCUGUAAUGACUGAAGUGGGUAUGUGCAUGACUUUCAACUCACACUACGCGGAGUUCCAGUUCGUGCUUCAAGACGCUGACUGGGAGAAUGACAGGCUGCUCAAGUGUCAUUACCACAGCGGGCAGUGCUUCGUCAGGAUCGACGCUGUGAACAGGGCCGUCAGGUUCUUCAUCCACUCUCCGUUCGAGAUCUCCACCGCUAUAUCCAACCCCACGGGCGACGUCACACCAGGAGAAGAGCUGAUCAUAGACUUUAAGGCGAUAGAGAUUGAAGCGGCGCCGAGUGUGAAGACCCUGAGGCCGGAACAAAGGCGCUGCCGCUACCCUGACGAGUGGAUUGGUAGCAGCAUUAAGGCGUAUAGCUUCGGCCUCUGUCAGAUGCACUGUCGGAAUCGCAUGGCCAUGAUGUUCUGCGGUUGCAGACCCUACUUCUUCGUCAAAGGAGUUUUGCCGUUCGGAAUGGAUGUUGGAUUGCUUGGCGCUGCCGCUUAUUAUUUUGCCAAAUUGAAGAAGCCUGACCAUCAUAAUGUUAUAAGUAUAUUCGGGCCCGAUCCCUAUGUGAAGGAUGGGAGUCAAGAAGACAGGGUGGUGCAUUGUAUAGCCCAUAGAGGCGCGGGUUUGGACGCGCCAGAGAACACUUUGGAAGCUUUUAAAUAUUGCGUAGAACGCGACUGCAAAUUCGUAGAGCUGGACGUGCGGUCCUCCAGGGACGGGAAGCUGGUGCUGCUGCACGACCAGGGUCUGGAGAGGCUGGCCACGACUAGUGUGACGGACGUGCACGCCGUAGAUUGGGAGAGCUUGAAGAAUAUUGACGUAGGCGCUACGCAUCCCAACAGGAGUCAGUUCAAAGAAGUCCACCUGUGUCUGCUGGACGAAGCGCUGGAUUACCUCCUGGAGAACAAUGUGAGGGUCAUCAUCGAUGUCAAGGGUGAUGACAGUCAGGUGGUGAACGGUAUCCUACAAACAUACACAUCCAGGCCGCUGCUCUAUCAAUACGCUGCAGUUACGUGCUUUAAUCCCUUCGUAUUGUAUCAGAUUCGCAAACGCGACCCCAACAUAGUCGGUGCAAUCAGUUACCGACCUUACUGCUUCAGCGCUCAGGAUUACGACGCUGAGUGUGGACCAACAAACCCUAGACGCGGUGAGAACCUCUUGCUCCACGCGGCGCUGCGCUGCCUGGACGCGCUUCACGCGCUGGCGUGGCGGCGCGCGGCGCGCUGCUGCGGCGUCAGCGCAGUACUGCUACACAAGGACAUCGUUAGCCCAAGCGAAGUCCACUACUGGAGGUCAAUAGGCGUCCGCUGCGCCGGCUGGACGGUCAACAGGCCGCUGGAGAAGCUGUACUGGCGUGGGGUGCUCAAAGCUCCUUAUUUGGCCAACACUCUGCUCGGGGAACCCGAUGUGCAAGACACAAAGCGGCAGUCAUCGGAGAAGAAUGAGGAAAUUGUGGAUUAAUCGUGACCUGAUUAGAGACACCUGCCACAUGAGACAUCAAACACUAGUUAAAUAAAAUAAAUAUAUACGGAACAAAUUACACAGAUUGAGUUAGCCUCAAAGUAAGUUCGAGACUUGUGUUACGAGAUACUAACUCAACGAUACUAUAUUUUAUAAUAAAUACUUAUAUAGAUAAACAUCCAAGACCCAGGACAAUCAGAAAAAGUUCGUUUCUCAUCAUGCCCUGGCCGGGAUUCGAACGCGGGACAGCGUAUUCUCGCUGCGCCACAGAGGCAGUCUUCUAAUAAUUUUAGAAUUUUUUUUAGACUUAAUAAUUACAAAGAUUUUGUGCACAAAAAGCGCUUUAGAAAUUUCUACUCGCGUGAAAUGUUUCCGAAGAUAUAUGUACCUAAUUAUAAUAUGUUUAACGCCAUUUAUUAGGUAAGAAAAAAUUGAGGGUAGAUUUAUAAUAAUUUUAGGUAUAUUUCGUAAGAAUUAUGGUAGGUAGCCGUAAUAUAACUUAUUAAUUCUAAUUUGCUGAGGAAACCUUUCAUUCCUACACGGUUAUCAAAAUUGUAACACGUUAAUGUAUUGAAUUGAUUCUGGCAAAUCAUACUUCUGAUUUAUAGACGUAGUAAAAGAGGUGGACGGAGUUAUACUAUACGCCAAAAUGAAGCAACAAUAAUAGUCCACUGUAUAUAUACACGUCUCACGCACACACUCUCAUUUAUAGUAUGACAGUACCGUCAUAGGUUAUCUCACGAAAUAAGAAAAUGCUGCAGUGCAGUUUGUCACCGUUUCAUCUGCACUGACGCUUUGGAAACGGCAGUAAACUUAGUUUUAAGUAAUUUAUUUGACGUCAAACCAAUGUUGUGAAACCAAAAGAUAUGACAAUUAUUAAGCGAUUUAAAGUAUCCUGUAAUAAUUAAUAAAAAUUUUGAAUUUGAAUUUGGAAACUCACACAUGCGUACAAUGCCGCCAUUACGAUGCUUCACUUUUUUUUCAAGGCACACUACGUCCACAUUUUUUUCUACGUCUAUGGAUCUGAUUGUCAUUAUUCAGACUUUAUUGACAGAUGUUAUGGCCGUUCGCCACAAUUGUUAGAAGAAUUCAAGUCAUUUAUCUAACGGUGCUUACAGAUUAUACAUACAUACAUACGUAUGAUCAGUCUAUAUUCCUUGCGGGGUAGACAGAGCCAACAGUCUUGCAAAGACUAAUAGGCCACGUUCGGCUGUAUGGUUUAAUGAUAGAAUUGAAAUUCAAAUAGUGACAGGUUGCUAGGCUGUCGCCUAA